ACUGAUAAAACCCUAGCUAAACCCCUGCACGUAUUUGAAUGCAAACUGUGUUCUAGGAAUUACUCCAAGCCAUAAAGAAUUUCAGCGCCUUUUGGGAUCAACCAAGUAAGUAGCCAAAACGGGUCUUCCUCUGUGGAUGCUUGGGUGGGGUGUGGAUCGGUUACGAGCCGAUAUGAGCCGUUUGCUGGCAAUACUAUUCCACCAGGGAGUGCUAGAUGAGCAAUUCUUGCAGCUCCAGCAGCUUCAAGAUGAAAGCUCCCCAAAUUUCGUAUCUGAAGUUGUCAACAUCUACUUCCAUGAGUCCGAGAAACUUCUACGUAAUCUGAGGGCCCUCUUGUUGGAUAGAGAGUUCUCUGACUACAAGAAAAUGGGAAUCCAUUUGAAUCAGUUCAUGGGAAGCAGCUCCAGUAUUGGUGCCAAAAGAGUCAGAAAUGUGUGCGUUGCCUUUCGCGCCGCUUCUGAACAAAACAACCGUGCUGGGUGCUUGCGAGCUUUGGAGUUGCUGGAGCACGAGUACUGCUACCUCAAGAACAAGUUGCACGAACUGUUCCAAAUGGAACAGCAGAGAGUACUGGCAGCUGGUGUCCGGGACCCACUGCAUCAGCAGCAUUAAAGCCAAAACGAUGACUUUUGGUUUACGUCGAGCUUGUCCACCAGAACCAUUCCUAAUGCCGAUACGCCGAUGCUACUUAUAUAUAUAGUGAAAGAAAAUCAAAGGG
This is a messenger RNA of Populus euphratica (Euphrates poplar), 719 nucleotides long. Its product is annotated as histidine-containing phosphotransfer protein 6-like. Bases 137 to 613 code for a protein of 158 amino acids. The transcript has 5 exons. Gene Ontology annotation, cellular component: nucleus; cytoplasm. Gene Ontology annotation, molecular function: histidine phosphotransfer kinase activity; protein histidine kinase binding. The record is from RefSeq and is a predicted model, not a curated record. Gene Ontology annotation, biological process: cytokinin-activated signaling pathway; phosphorelay signal transduction system; phosphorylation. Lineage: Eukaryota; Viridiplantae; Streptophyta; Magnoliopsida; Malpighiales; Salicaceae.